UUAGGGGAUGAGCCAGAGGAGAGUCAUGAGAAGUGUUUUAGACACCAGCCUCCUCUUACAAAUGUUGUUCUCCUGCUUUUCCUCUCUUUAUUCCUCCUCUUGUGAAUUGCAGGAACGGUUUCAUUUAAAUGGAAUGCACAAGACGGGAGAUGUGAUUCUUGGUGGACUUUUCAAACUCCACUUCUUUGCUGCCGAACCUGACCUGUCUUUUACCUCAGAGCCACAACAGCCUGAUUGCUUUGGUUUUGAUGCUACAGGAUUCAGAAAGGCUCAGACCAUGGCCUUUGCUAUUGAUGAGAUCAACAGAAACUCUGAUCUGCUGCCCAAUGUGACUCUGGGAUACAGUCUGUAUGAUAACUGUCUCCAACUACGAAUUGGAUUCCGUGCAGCACUGUCCUUAGUCAGUGGUCAAGAGGAGCAAGUUACAUUAGAGGAGAACUGUGUGGGACCUCCUCCAGUCCUAGGGGUUGUGGGUGAUUAUACCUCUACAAAUACUAUUUCCAUAUCCACGGUCUUAGGUUUGUACAAAGUGCCUCUGGUGAGUUAUUUUGCCACAUGUACCUGCCUGGGUGACCGACAAAAGUUCCCAUCUUUCUUUAGGACGAUCCCAAAUGAUACUUUUCAGGUUCGUGCUAUGAUUCAGAUUCUAAAACGCUUUGGAUGGACUUGGGCAGGUCUGCUCAUCAGUAAUGAUGAUUAUGGAAUCCACGGUGCCCGGAUCUUUCACUCUGAUAUGGGUCCAGUGGGUGGAGGUUGUUUGGCUUACACAGAGAUUUUGCCCUGGGGUGACGACCCUGCUGAACUCAGGAGAAUAGUGGAUGUGAUGAGGAAAUCUACAGCUCGAGUGGUGAUUGUGUUUGCACAUGAGAGUCAUGUGAUCCAACUACUGGGAGAGGUGGUAAGGCAGAAUGUGACAGGCCUGCAGUGGAUUGCCAGUGUAGACUGGACGUCAGUUGCUGUGCUCCAAACGCCUGACCUCAUGCCGUAUCUGGGUGGAACACUGGGCAUUGCCAUCCGUCGAGGAGAAAUACCAGAGCUUCGUGAUUUCCUGUUACAAAUACGACCUGACUUACAUCACAACACCACCCAGGAGAAGUACAUGGUGAAUCAGUUUUGGGAAAACACUUUUCGAUGUAGAUUUGAACCACCACCAGCAGGUUGGGCAGAAGCUGGAGGAGAAUUAUGCACUGGACAGGAAGCUAUAGAGGAUGUGGAGAGUGAGUUCUUGGACAUUUCAGACCUCAGGAUAGACUAUAAUGUCUAUAAGUCUGUGUACGCUCUGGCGUAUGCUCUUGACGACAUGCUGCAGUGUGAACCAGGGAGAGGACCAUUCAGCAACAACACCUGUGCUCAUUUACAAAAACUGGAGCCAUGGCAGAUGAUAUAUUACUUGGAAAAAGUCAACUUCACCACAACAUUUGGUCAUCAAGUGUCAUUUGAUGAGAAUGGUGAUGCCAUACCUGUAUACGACAUCAUGAACUGGGUGUGGCUCCCUGAUGGAAGAACUAAAGUUCAGAGAGUGGGUGAGGUUCAAAGGUCAGCCUUCAAAGCUGAAGAACUCACACUGGAUGAAGACAAAAUCUUCUGGAACUUUGAAUCCAAACAGCCUCCUCGGUCAGUGUGCAGUGAGAGCUGUCCUCCAGGUACCCGCAUGGCCAGAAAGAGGGGGGAACCGGAGUGUUGUUUUGACUGUGUCCCUUGUUCUGAGGGAAAGAUCAGCAAUAUGACUGACUCCAUGGAGUGCACCAGUUGUCCAGAAGAUUUCUGGUCCAGCCUGCAGCGUGACCACUGUGUUCCUAAGCAAACAGAGUACCUCUCCUAUUAUGAACCUCUGGGGAUCUGCUUGACAUUCACCUCACUGUUGGGCACGUUUAUCUGCAUUGUUGUUCUGGGCAUCUUCAUCCAUCAUCACAGCACACCUAUAGUUCGUGCCAACAAUUCAGAACUCAGCUUUCUUCUCUUGGUUUCACUUAAAUUGUGUUUCUUGUGUUCAUUGCUCUUCAUUGGACGACCCAGACCUUGGACCUGUCAACUAAGACAUGCAGCAUUUGGCAUCAGCUUUGUGCUUUGUGUCUCAUGUAUCCUGGUGAAAACCAUGGUGGUUCUGGCUGUGUUCAGGGCCUCCAAACCGGGAGGUGAGUCCAGUCUGAAGUGGUUUGGUGCUGUGCAGCAGAGAGGGACAGUUCUGGUUCUGACUUCUAUUCAAGCAGCAAUCUGCACUGUCUGGCUUGUCUCUGCUUCACCAAUGCCUUAUAAAAACACCCAGUAUUACAAUGACAAGAUAGUUUAUGAGUGUGUAGUUGGGUCCACAGUUGGUUUUGCAGUUUUACUUGGUUAUAUUGGUUUACUGGCCAUCCUCAGUUGUUUGUUAGCCUUUUUAGCAAGGAAUCUUCCGGACAGCUUCAAUGAGGCCAAACUCAUCACUUUCAGCAUGCUGAUCUUCUGUGCAGUGUGGGUGGCCUUUAUCCCUGCUUACAUCAACUCGCCAGGCAAAUAUGCAGAUGCAGUGGAGGUAUUUGCCAUCCUAGCCUCCAGUUUUGGCAUCUUGGUGGCGCUGUUUGGACCAAAAUGUUAUAUAAUCCUUGUGAGACCAGAGAGGAACACAAAGAAAGCCAUCAUGGGUCGUGGCAAGGGUUCAGAAAACCCAAUUUAAUAAUCGUUUCUGUCCAAACAAAAUAAAAUUGAUAAAUAAUAAAAUGAUAAAUAGACCUAUUUUUCAAUCUUCACCAUGAUGCAGUGAAGGUGUGCUACAACUAGAGUAUUCUUGAAAUUCUUCUCACUUUUUUAUUUUCCAUAUCUGUGAACAGUUCAUUUACUUGGUGAAAAACUGUCUCUGAUCAUUUGAGUGCACGAAAAAAAAAUGAGGUGACAAAACAAUUGAUUUUGCUUGAACAGACUCAUCAGUUAUGAAACAGUCGUCUGUGAAUGAAACAAAACAAGUCCUCGGUAAAGUGCCAUGAAUACAGGAAAAUAAU
Molecule: messenger RNA, 2975 nt
Organism: Solea senegalensis (Senegalese sole)
Lineage: Eukaryota; Metazoa; Chordata; Actinopteri; Pleuronectiformes; Soleidae
Product: extracellular calcium-sensing receptor-like
Exons: 9
Coding region: 8-2653 (881 amino acids)
Biological process (GO): G protein-coupled receptor signaling pathway
Cellular component (GO): membrane
Molecular function (GO): G protein-coupled receptor activity
Source: RefSeq, a predicted model, not a curated record